Messenger RNA from Plasmodium relictum, 1368 nucleotides. RefSeq names its product phosphatidylinositol N-acetylglucosaminyltransferase subunit A, putative (gene PIGA). The record is from RefSeq and is a predicted model, not a curated record. The transcript has 7 exons. Gene Ontology annotation, biological process: GPI anchor biosynthetic process. Gene Ontology annotation, molecular function: phosphatidylinositol N-acetylglucosaminyltransferase activity. Lineage: Eukaryota; Apicomplexa; Aconoidasida; Haemosporida; Plasmodiidae. Gene Ontology annotation, cellular component: glycosylphosphatidylinositol-N-acetylglucosaminyltransferase (GPI-GnT) complex. Bases 1 to 1368 code for a protein of 455 amino acids.
AUGAAAUGUAAAAAUAAAGAAAGUAAUAUAUCUAAAAAUAAAAAUGAAAAGGAACUUAUUUAUAAAAAAGAAAGAAAAUGUUGUAUAUGUAUGGUAAGUGAUUUUUUUUAUCCAAAUUUAGGAGGAAUAGAAAUGCAUAUAUUUGAAUUAUCUAAGCAUUUAAUAAGAAAAGGUUUUAAAGUAAUAGUAGUAACUCAUUGCUAUAAUAAUAGAACUGGGGUGAGAUGGAUGGGGAAUGGAAUUAAAGUGUAUUAUUUACCAUUUUAUCCAUUUUUAGAUAUUGUAACUUUUCCAAAUAUUAUAGGAACAUUGCCAUUAUGUAGAAAUAUUUUAUACAGAGAAAAAGUUGAUAUAGUUCAUGGGCAUCAAGCAACAUCACCAUUAGCUCAUGAAUUUAUUUUGCAUGCCAAAUCUUUAGGUAUAAAAACUAUAUACACUGAUCAUUCUUUAUAUAGCUUUUCAGAUAAAGGAUGUAUUCAUGUAAAUAAAUUGUUAAAGUAUUGUAUUAUGGAUGUUGAUCAUUCUAUAUGUGUAUCACACACAAAUCGUGAGAACCUGGUUUUAAGAACAGAAAUAAAUCCUUAUAACACUUCAGUAAUUGGUAAUGCUCUUGAUACAAAAAAGUUUGUUCCUUGUAUAAGUAAAAGACCUAAAUUUCCAAGAAUAAAUAUUAUAGUUAUCAGUAGAUUAACAUAUAGAAAAGGCAUUGAUUUAAUUGUGAAAGUUAUUCCACCAGUGUGCAAAAAAUAUCCAUUUAUAAAAUUUAUAAUAGGUGGUGACGGUCCUAAGAGAGUACUUUUAGAAGAAAUGAGAGAAAAAUAUCAUUUACAUAAUUCUGUUGUAUUAUUAGGGAAAAUAAAACAUGAAAAUGUUAAAAACAUUUUACAAACAGGCCAUAUAUUUUUGAAUACUUCUUUGACCGAAGCUUUUUGUAUAGCUAUAAUUGAAGCUGCUAGCUGUGGAUUGCUAGUCAUUUCAACUGAUGUAGGAGGAAUUUCUGAGGUUUUACCUCAAGAUAUGAUGAUUUUAUCAAAACCUAAUCAUAUUGAUUUAUGUAAAGCUGUAGAUAAUGCUUUAGAAAUUGUUCAAACUAUUGAUUCUAAUUCAUUUCAUGAAAGGUUAACUAAAAUGUAUUCAUGGGAAAAAGUUGCUGAAAAAACAGAAAAAGUUUAUAUGAAAGUUUUAUCUUAUCCAAGUCCAACCCUUUUUAAUAGAAUACGAAAAAUAUACGGCAUUAGCAGGGUGUUUAGUAAAAUUUAUAUUUUUAUAAUUAUUAUAAGUCAUUUAUAUUGCCAAAUAUUAGAAUGGAUUAAACCAAAAGAAGAUAUUGAAGAGGUAGUUAGCUUUCCACAUUUAAUAGAAGAAUAG